AUGUCAACAGCUGACUCGAUCUCCGCUGCCAACCCCCCCACAUGGAACACCGCCAUUGUCACCAGUACAGUCCUAGCCAUUAUAGCUCUCCUACUAGGCAUCCCCGGUGCCUUACUCGCAGUCAUAAAACUCCGGCGUCCCAAGCGGGCGAAACGAGACCACAUUGAGAUUGGUAACGCGAACCACGGCUUUGCUGAAGACCAAGACGUCCAGGUACCACCUCUUCGACUCAAUAGAACCCAUACGAGUACUGCUUAUGCAGGGCUAUACUGCUUCGUAGUGUCCGGGGGAGAGUGGGUACAACUCGAAUACAUUGGUAAAAGGACGUCCAGUUAA
Messenger RNA from Paraphaeosphaeria sporulosa, 336 nucleotides. RefSeq lists its product as uncharacterized. The coding region runs from base 1 to 336 and encodes 111 amino acids. NCBI's taxonomy places the organism in Eukaryota, Fungi, Ascomycota, Dothideomycetes, Pleosporales, Didymosphaeriaceae. The transcript has 2 exons. The record is from RefSeq and is a predicted model, not a curated record.